AUGCCUACACUUCGUCCCCCGCCCCCACCCCAAAUACGUCCGCAUACGCCACUCCCCCCUUCCACCUGCUCUCCACACCAACAAUGGCGCCUCCACGCCACCAAGUGCGCCUGCCCUUGCUCAACAAGCCGGGCGCGUCCCGCUUCUUCAACCUACUCACAGCCCCGCUGGGCAUCCCGGCCAUCGCCAUCGCCCUGAUCGGCGUGCUCGCCUACGUCAAGACCCCCGCCCCCCCGCCGCCACCUUCCGAAUAAACCUACCUAUUCCCACCC
Molecule: messenger RNA, 272 nt
Organism: Chondrus crispus (carragheen)
Lineage: Eukaryota; Rhodophyta; Florideophyceae; Gigartinales; Gigartinaceae
Exons: 2
Coding region: 1-198 (65 amino acids)
Source: RefSeq, a predicted model, not a curated record